Molecule: messenger RNA, 1848 nt
Organism: Echinops telfairi (small Madagascar hedgehog)
Lineage: Eukaryota; Metazoa; Chordata; Mammalia; Afrosoricida; Tenrecidae
Gene: WDR89
Product: WD repeat domain 89
Exons: 2
Coding region: 102-1295 (397 amino acids)
Molecular function (GO): protein binding
Source: RefSeq, a predicted model, not a curated record
UCUUCACUUGUCGCUGCGGCUGCACUAGCACGGUCUCUUGAGCCAGUUGUGGCACUUGCUCUUAAUUAAGAUUUUUACUAUCUUUGAAUGCUACUCUUGAUAUGGAGAAGAUUGAAGAACAGUUUGCUAAUCUGCAAAUUGUCAAGCGUUCUUCAGAAAAUAAAGAACCCACUUACCUACUUGGUAUAGACAUCUCAAGGACAGCGCAAGCAGAAAAAGGAAGCUUGGUUGCUGCUUUGUGUUCUAACGGAUCCAUCAGAGUAUAUGAUAAAGAAAGGUUGAAUGUACUGCAUGAAUUUAGUGGACACCCUGGACUUCUUAAUGGCGUCAGAUUUGCAAAUUCCUGUGACAGAGUAUAUUCAGCAUGUACCGAUGGCACUGUGAAAUGUUGGGAUGCUCGACUAGCCAGCACAAAACCUGUCCAGCUGUUCAAAGGUUACCCUUCCAAUGUGUUUAUCAGCUUUGACAUCAAUUGUGACGAUCAUGUCAUUUGUGCUGGGACAGAAAAAGUUGAUGAGGAUGCAUUGUUGGUAUUUUGGGAUGCAAGAAUUAAUUCUCAGGAUUUGUCCACUUUUAGAGACCCUCUUGGCACAUAUUCAGAGACGCACAGUGAUGAUAUCACUCAAGUAUGUUUCCAUCCCAGCAGCCCCAACAUGGUAGUCUCAGGUUCAACUGAUGGUCUUGUAAAUGUAUUUGAUGUCAGUGUGGAUAAUGAAGAGGAUGCACUAGUUACAACCUGCAAUUCUAUUUCAUCUGUGAGCUGUAUUGGUUGGUCUGGGAAAGAUUAUAAGCAAAUUUACUGCAUGACGCAUGAUGAAGGAUUUUGUUGGUGGGAUCUCAAUCAUCUAGAAACGGAUGAGCCAAUUACAUGUUUAGAUAUCCACGAUGUCAGAGAAGUGAUUAAUGUGAAAGAAGAUAUCUUGGACUAUUUGAUUGGUGGCCUUUAUCAUGAAAAGAUGGACAGAUUAUUUGUUGUUGGAGGAACAAACACAGGGAACAUUUGCUUGCUGAGCUGUACUGCCUCAGGACUGACCCAUGUGAUGAGUCUGCAGGGAGGGCAUGCUGCUACAGUCCGCUCUUUCCAUUGGAAUAUGCAGAAUGAGUCUUUGCUGACUGGCGGAGAAGAUGGCCAAUUGCUCCUUUGGAGACCUGGACCCAUAGAGAAGACCCCCACCAAGAAAGGCAGCCGGAAGAUGGCGUCCUCUGUGCACCAGCGCCUGCGAGUUCACAGUAAUGACUCUUGUAAGAGAAGGAAAAGCAGUGAUGUUAAAUUGAGAGUUGACUGUUUUAAGUAAUUCUGUUUACCACCUGUGGGCAUGUAUCAAAUGUACAUGUGAAAAAUUUAAAAAGUUAGUAAACCCUCCUAGAAAGAAUGUUGAAAAUGGUUUAAUUCCGCUCAUCACAUAUUCUGAAAUUAUUUUGUUAAAACGAUCAAUCAAGUAUAAAAUCAGCAAGUUGGAAGGAAAAUGCCGUUCAUUUAAAAAACCCAUCUGUUAGUAAAUGUUGGACUUAAAAGAAAUUGCUUUUGAUAAGUACUCUUUAGAAGUGGAUGUAAUAAGACAUGAUUUGGGUUGUUGGUUUUUGGGGUUUUUUUAAGCAUGUUUUCUUGCAUUUAAAUUAUCUUCACUGUUGAUAGAGCCAAAUUAGACCCUUUUUUCUUUUUCAUUUGAGUAGUUCCUGCUUGCUUAAUAUACACAGGUGACAUUGAAGUAUUUAAAUGUAAAUAUCCUGCUGACUACACAAAAUGCUUUUUAGAAAUAAAAUUAUAGGUAUCCAUCUAAAAUGGUGUAUUCAGUAAAUAUUUACAUCUGUAUUUUAAUAUGGAGCCCUGGGGGUGUAGUGGUUGGC